AUCCGUCAACAGCAAAAGCAAAGGCAAUCUAUUCAAAGUAAAAACUUCUUUAACGCUCGACUCCACUCAUCGACUUUAACCAAACCAAACCGUUGGUAGCGUAAUUCAGUCUGCCAAUGGCUUCUCAACAAGUCAAAGAAAGUCUGGGCACUCUGAACAAGGACUCCUUCGUUGCCCUCCUCACCAAUCUCAUUGGAGAGUCCAAGUUUGUCCAAAACAACCCUCCAGAGUUGAUCCCUCAAGAGGACAGAGUGGUCAAACAUGUGCUCGAUGUUCUUCUUCCUUAUAGCACGGUCAAUGGAGGACCCUUGCUUGUUAACCACGUCACAUAUUCUCCCGGUAGAGGAAAUCUUAUUGUUGAGUAUCCUGGAACUGAGCUCGGGAAGAUCUUGUCUUUUGUUGGCAUGCACAUGGAUGUUGUCACUGCUAAUCCUAAUGACUGGGAAUUUGAUCCUUUUACAUUGAGCAUUGAUGGGGAAAAGCUUCGCGGCCGUGGUACUACUGAUUGUUUGGGACAUGUUGCCCUUGUGACUGAGCUCAUGAAGAUGCUGGGGGAGACUAAGCCGAAAUUGAAGUCAACUGUGGUGGCAGUUUUUAUAGCUAAUGAGGAGAACUCUGCCAUAACAGGGGUUGGUGUCGAUGCACUUGUGAAAGAUCGGCUUCUUCAUAAGUUGAAGGGAGGUCCUCUUUACUGGAUUGACACAGCAGAUAAACAGCCUUGCAUUGGUACUGGAGGUAUGAUACCCUGGAAACUUCAUGUGACUGGGAAGCUUUUUCACAGUGGUCUACCUCAUAAGGCUAUAAAUCCCUUGGAGCUAGCCGUGGAGGCUCUAAAAGAAAUCCAAACACGAUUUUACAGAGAUUUUCCACCUCACCCAAAGGAGCAGGACUAUGGGUUUGCAACACCUUCAACCAUGAAACCAACGCAAUGGCAUUAUCCAGGAGGUGGUAUCAAUCAAAUUCCUUUUGAGUGUACAGUAUCAGGAGAUGUCAGGUUAACUCCCUUCUACAGUGUAAAAGAUGUGAUGGAGAAACUACAAGAAUUUGUGGAUGACAUAAAUGAGAAUAUAGAGAAGUUGGACACAAGGGGUCCAGUUUCAAAAUAUGUUCUCCAUGAUGAAAAUUUGAGAGGAAGCCUUACGUUAACUUUUAAUGAGGCGAAUUCUGGAGUUGCUUGUAAUCUUGAUUCUCGGGGGUUUCAUGUGCUCUGCAAGGCAACUGAAGAGGCAGUUGGGCAUGUGAAACCUUAUUCAAUCACUGGGAGUUUACCACUCAUUCGAGAACUGCAAGAUGAAGGCUUUGAUGUUCAAACUGCAGGCUAUGGCUUAAUGGCGACGUACCAUGCCAAGAACGAGUACUGUCUUCUAUCGGAUAUGUGUCAAGGAUUCCAGGUUUUUGUCAGCAUUAUCUCCCAAUUAGAAGAUUGACACAAUAUAAUGAAUGGACGGUAAUGGUCAUGUUUUCUGCAACAUAAAGAUCAGAUUGUGAGCUAAGUUUCCGGGUUAACAAAUUCAGUCAUAACCGAUCCGGAUUUGUUAAUGUAGUUUUAUUGUAAUCCUCAGCAACUUAUUGAAACAAUCUAUAAAUAAUACAUAUGCACAUAUGAUGAAAAUAUAAGUUGUCAUACAAAUGGUGUAGUUAAAAUGUUAGCAACAGUGUAGUGUAUGGAAUCUUUUUUCUUCUGUUAUGAGUGAGCUAAACUUAACCGA
This is a messenger RNA of Mangifera indica (mango), 1709 nucleotides long. Its product is annotated as acetylornithine deacetylase-like. The record is from RefSeq and is a predicted model, not a curated record. Gene Ontology annotation, molecular function: hydrolase activity. The transcript is spliced from 10 exons. NCBI's taxonomy places the organism in Eukaryota, Viridiplantae, Streptophyta, Magnoliopsida, Sapindales, Anacardiaceae. The coding region runs from base 117 to 1427 and encodes 436 amino acids.